Messenger RNA from Guyanagaster necrorhizus, 2319 nucleotides. RefSeq lists its product as uncharacterized. The coding region runs from base 1 to 2319 and encodes 772 amino acids. The transcript is spliced from 8 exons. Lineage: Eukaryota; Fungi; Basidiomycota; Agaricomycetes; Agaricales; Physalacriaceae. The record is from RefSeq and is a predicted model, not a curated record.
AUGUCUUCCCUGAAUUUCAAUGUCUCGCGCGCUGCAGAAUGGCCCACUGAGAUACAGCAAUUGGCGUGCUUACUUGACUCUCCAAUCCCAUCACGACUUGCCAAUGGCCCAUACCCACCUGUCUCUUCUCGGGCGUCUCCGUUACUCGAGGAGCUAGAAAUUAUCCUAGAAUGUUCACCAGAACAUCUCACAGAUUCCUCCUCGGAAGUACUAGAUAUUUUGGAUCUACUGCUUUCGACUGUUGGCGCGCUCAAAGCUCUCGCCGGCGGUUCGAAGGAUGAUACUAGGCAGUCAACGAUACCAUUUUGGUCGCUUCUUAUACGUUCGCUGUCGUUUGUGUGCUAUGAUAAGUCAUAUAUAAUGCAAGAUGUUGCGUUCGUUCGACCACGAUCAUCACAUUCUCUGAACAAGAUGGGGGACGGACAUGCUUCAUUGCUGAUAUCUCAUAUCGUUGAAGAUAUUCAACGGCCGAGGCCAAUUGUAGACGAUGAAGCUUCGGGGCACGUUUCUAUGAUGAGAGCGGAACGCUCCAACGAACCAUCGCAGGAAGAAUACGACUCUGAAACUUCCUACGAUGACGAAUCAUCCUCCGAUAGUGACACCAGCUAUGAACGCACGGAGGCUUCAACGGAUCCGACGUCUGCCCAGUCAUCUUACGUUCCCCUUGAUGGUCACGUUCUUGCUUAUUGGCGACACCCGAACUCUGUUGUUCUCCCGUACCUUUGUGUCACGGAUGAAGAAGACAUUUUCAGCCUAAUGAGCGGUGUUGUUUAUCAGCGUUCUACUUGGGGAAUUGCUGGGCCUGUUAUUGGAAUUAUUCUGUCGAAAACAGGGUUGGUAGGCCGGGUGGUCUUCGGUUGGCUUGACAAUGUAUGCGUGGACCCUGAUCUACCUGCAGUUCAUUUUGCGCACGCAGAUGGGACGCGUAUAGACCCCUCAUUAGGAGUGUACGACCUCACUGACGCGGUCAGUGGUCUCAAAUUUGCACAAUUCAUCAUCGGCCUCCGGGCGCAUGUCGAGGGAAUCGUUGCCCAAAGCCGAACUCCGACGUUCAAACGACUGCCGUGGAGAUCAGAUACCAUUGAUGAUGAUGAUUCCGGUUCCGAAGAAGAACAAUGGGAACAAAGGAUUGUUUGUUGGCUAAAUACGGUGGAAAAAUGUGACACCGACCACACAGCACCUUCCGAUCCUUCAUCAACUCACUGCUGUUCAUACAACAUGGCUGACUCCAAAAAGCGGAAUACGCGGGCCUCUUCGAAGGCUACAUCUGCACGCCAUCCGCGGCGCUCGCUGUCUGCAGACAGCAAACGAGAAUUUCCUCCAGCAGAUCUUACACCCUUUGUGCCCGAUAUCGAUCUCACAUAUCCCCGAGAGCCCUCCCUUGGAGCUACAGGUUCGAAGACCCCGUCAGAUAGGGCGUCAGCUCAGGCUGAAGAACGUGGACGACAACAAACAAAGACGGAUGGUGGUUCUUCUAAUAAUGGAAAGACUGGUGCGAAGUCCUUGGCUGGCAUAUCCCCUGCCGCAAAGCUUUCUUUCUCAAGCUAUGCACACGAUCGCAAAAUUAUCAGUUUGAGCAAUAUACCAUUGCGCAUAAAUGCUCAUGGAAGUGUCGAAGCUGCUGACGAGAUUAACGAGAUGCUUGAAUUCUAUGAGGAAAUGACCAAGCGAGUGAAGUCUGCAACGACGCAAAGCGAGCUACUCGCAAUUGCGGAAGAGCAGGAAGGGCAUAUUCAGGUACCUGACGAGGAAGUAGGGAGGCGGACCGACGACAAGCAAGGAUCAAACGGUACCCGGGCGACCAGAAAAGAAAACUUGCUGCAGCCAUUUUCGGUGACGUGCUCAGUGACGAAAUUAGCACCCAAGAUGACAUUCCCCACUGGGGUGGUAAUGAACACUAAGGAACUGCACACUAAACUUCUCUUCGCCGUUUUCGUUGCCGAAUACAAGAAGCCUACCCAGACGUACGCGAAGGCCGUCGUGCAAGCAAAAAUGUACGCAGAAGCUUCGGUUAGGUAUCUUGCAAGUCUAGGAGUGACUAAACAAGCUGUUUUCGCAUUGGCGACGGAUGGCGUUGAAGGAGCUGUGCUUAUGGCUUGGUGUUCGAGCGACUCCGAGACCAUCUACAUCGUUGAGCGCAAUGUUCAAACAUUCAAUAUUUCCUCGCCCAUCGAGGUCUACCAUUUUGUCACGGUCCUUCUGCGUCUGCGAGAAUAUGGGGAUACGAAGCUGAAGGAUGCGGUCUUGAAGCCGUUAGAAGUGGAUGAAUUCCAACAAAAGAGCUGGAGUAAAACGGCACAGUUUAAUAGGAUGGAAUGA